UCAGAGUCCGGGCGCGCCAACUUGUCGCGCCAUUUCUUUCUGUUUUCAUUUUAUUAUUUUUCAGUUUCUUUACGUUUUAAAGAAAAGACAUUCAAGAACAACAUUCAAUUGUUCAUGAAAAGGACUCGAAUUAAGUUGUAUUGUGUUAUAUUCUACAGGUUGUCGUUGUGGAUAAUUACGAAUUAACAAACUUAAAAGCGAAAACAAGGGUGUGUGAUAUUCGAAGUGUAUGCUGAAACACGGUACGCCAGGCAUGGGAACAGAUAUAACAUCAGAAUCACAGAGUGUUUUUAUACUUUUCUAGAGAGACGCACUGGUGAAGUCGAGCAGAUUUUAAAAAAUACGAGCGAACCAAUAUCUAGAACACUGAACACACAAAGUGGGCGUGUCUAAGUGAUUUAUCAGGUCACACCAGCGACCGUAUAACAAGUGCUGUUACAUACAUUGUUCAGUAUUAAGAAGACUUCGAUAAAUGUAUUAUAACGACUGAUUUGUGUCUCUCGUUAAAUGACAUCCAGACUGUAGCAGGUGCCGUUCUUGCCUGUACACACACAAAAAAAGGUGCUAAUGCAAGCACGUGACCAUUACGCAGAUAACAGCGGAUGAGAAGUACAGUCGCUCAGAAUACCGAGUUGGCAAGUGUUAACAGUUCGUGAAGCUAGUCUGGACGUCAGACUAUGUGGCAAUAAAUUCCUACCAAUAUUUGUGCCUUAGAAGCAACAUCUGGGUGCCUGUUUUUAAAUGUUGUAACAUUUGUGAACCUGUUCAAGAAUAAUUGUAGUGUCGCAUUUGAAAAGCAAUAACAUACACGCCCCGUAUACAAUAUUGACUUCGAAUUCAAAGUGAGAAUUAAUUGAUAACCGAGCCAGUAGUUAGGUUGUGUAUCUCCCACGGAAGGCGGAAAUAUUUUGUAUUUGUAUUAGCAGUUAUGCUUUUAAAAGAGAGUUCCUGUAUCGACUCGGUGUAUUAUGUAUGCUAACGAGAGGUUGACGGUCGUGUGAUGAAUGCUGUUUGUUUUAAGCAGUUAUAAAAAGUAACCAUUUACAAGGCGCAUAUUGCAAAGCAGCUCGAAGUACAUCCUGAAGAUAAGAAAUUUAACUUUCAGUUGGCAGUGGAGACGUCAGAAAAGCUACGAAUGAGGCAGGGAUGAACAGUGGUCACGUUAAGUUGUAACCGUAGAAUCUGUUUACGUCUUUCAACAUCCGGGAACAACGUUCUUCCUUGGUGACUGCUAUUCGAAAAGUGAAGCAGACUUCGCAAUCAAGGUUCAUGGUUUUCAUGGUGAGUGUCCCUGUUGCUGGACUGUUGUGGAUGACGUCACCACCACAUCUGCUACAAGUUGAUGAGAGCGAGUCCCAGUCCAAGAGGUGGCCUGCGAGUGCGCCUCGUCCGGCCUCCAGCCCCAUGCAUCCCACCUCCAGAGAGGCGGCGGGCCCGCCUGUGCAGCUGGAGCCCGUGGAUCUGAGUGUGAAGGCCCCUCACUCGCCAGCGGUGGUGUUGCAGGUGCCCCGAUAUAGCCCUCAGCUGCCCACCAAUGGCGCGGACCUUCAUCUCUCCUAUCCAGAAACUUCGCCUCCAAGUGAGUCCCUUGCGAACUGCCUGGAGAAGCUACACACCGGCUCCACCACCACACUCCUGUCCCUGCAAAGGAUAAAAGAUGCCUCCAUGGUGUUCCACAAGCCGCCAGUAGUGAGCCCCAGUAAUAGGAUUGCUGCGCAGAACGGCAUGCGCAGUGGUUCCGCGUCGCCCAGCGCCCCACCCGAUUACAGCGACAGUUUGAGGAGACGCAAAGUGCACAGAUGUGAUGUGGUGGGCUGCGACAAAGUGUACACCAAGAGCUCGCAUCUCAAGGCGCACAAGAGAACACAUACGGGAGAGAAGCCGUAUCAGUGCACAUGGGAGGGCUGUACGUGGAAGUUCGCGCGCUCCGACGAGUUGACACGCCACUACAGGAAACACACAGGACAAAAACCGUUUAAGUGCCAUUUAUGUCAGCGCUCCUUCUCCAGAUCCGAUCAUCUAUCUCUUCACAUGAAACGCCACUGAACUGACUAGUCAUAGUUGGCCAUGCGAACUGCAAGUGUGGUAUAAAGCCUCUUUCAUAUAAGCAGCUGCUCCUUAUCGAAGCAGUCGAAAGUUUUUGUCGGUCUGUAUUAGAAUAUUCUGGUAUGUCAGGUUGAAGGCAGCCAGUUAUCUUAGAUCUGAAGUUAUCAGAUUCCGGAAAAUUUUCACUUUUGACGUAUAGACCACUUAUCAGAACAUUUCUAUCCUAUUAAUAAUAUAAUGGAACAAAAUUAUGCCCCGUAUUAUUUUAUGCAUAUACAGGCAGACGAAACUUUGCGUUAUUAACUUUUGUCUGCAGGCCUAACAGUGAAGCUGUUAAAGGGGCGUUUCAGUCCUGUCCUCGCGAUGUUAAUUUUAUCAGUUUAUGUGCGUUUCUCUAAGCUCUGCUAUUACGAAAUUUUGCGCAUGCGUAGUAGUUGAGGGUUCAUGUAUCUACUGACGUUUAUACAGCGAUACUCUCGUAAUAUGUUUCUAAUAAUUUUUGUAAACAUAAUUUUUCUAUAAAUUAUUAUUAAAAUGUUGUCACGUGUUGGGUGUAUAACGCGACAAAUAACUUCACGCCGUAUUGGAUAUGGCGAAUUUUAUUUCACAAUCGCUCAUAUAAUUACAAAUUACAAUCUCCCAGCUACUGCUAUCGGCAGUAUUACAAUUACUAGACUGCAUACUCUUCUCUGGCCAAAUCGUAACUCGCCGCUGGCUAGAUUCCAACUCAACUGUAGACUGCUGCCUUGAGAACUGUCUUCGGCGGCUGCUAAAUUUUA
Molecule: messenger RNA, 2825 nt
Organism: Cryptotermes secundus
Lineage: Eukaryota; Metazoa; Arthropoda; Insecta; Blattodea; Kalotermitidae
Product: Krueppel-like factor 12
Exons: 7
Coding region: 1270-2046 (258 amino acids)
Biological process (GO): regulation of transcription by RNA polymerase II
Molecular function (GO): RNA polymerase II cis-regulatory region sequence-specific DNA binding; DNA-binding transcription factor activity, RNA polymerase II-specific
Source: RefSeq, a predicted model, not a curated record